Rhinolophus ferrumequinum (greater horseshoe bat) is the source of this 2941-nucleotide messenger RNA. RefSeq names its product CDV3 homolog (gene CDV3). The record is from RefSeq and is a predicted model, not a curated record. The transcript has 5 exons. The coding region runs from base 378 to 1007 and encodes 209 amino acids. Lineage: Eukaryota; Metazoa; Chordata; Mammalia; Chiroptera; Rhinolophidae. Gene Ontology annotation, cellular component: cytoplasm.
CGCGCGCGCGCGCGCCUCCCUCCUGCACGCGCCGCCGCUAGUCCACCACUCUCGCCGGAGCUUCUGGCCCGCGCGGUCCUUUUCCCGUCCGGCUGCGGAGCGGGCGGGACCCUGCACCGUGGUCGCGACAGCAGCAGCAGCCCCGCGGGCUCCGGCGGCGGCAGCGGCUCGCGAUCUCACAGGCGGACCGUACCACCGCCCGCCGGCACGCGGGGGGAGCUGCCCGCCCCGCCGCACACGCCUCGGCAACCCCGCGGGGCUGAGGCGUCGCCGCGCCCGGGAGCCUGAGUGCUGAGCCGGCCUCGACCCCGAGGUCGGAGCCCCGCGGGCCGCGCUCGCCGCCGGCCCCACCCAUCCGGGCCGAGGAGGCCACGGCCAUGGCGGAGACAGAGGAACGGAGCCUGGACAACUUCUUCGCCAAGAGAGACAAGAAAAAGAAGAAGGAGCGGAGCAACCGGGCGGCGAGCGCCGCGGGCGCGGCGGGCGGCGCCGGCGGGAGCAGCGGAACCGCAGGCGCGGCGGGCGGUGGGGCGGGCGCGGGGGCCCGGCCGGGCGACGGCGGGACCGCGGGCGCGGGGGCCGCGGGCCCUGGGGCCACUACCAAGGCCGUGACGAAGGAUGAAGAUGAGUGGAAAGAAUUUGAGCAAAGAGAAGUUGAUUACAGCGGCCUCAGAGUCCAGGCAAUGCAAAUAAGUGAAAAGGAAGAAGAUGAUAGUGAAAAAAGAGAAGAUCCAGGUGAUAAUUGGGAAGAAGGUGGAGGUGGUGGUGGUGGUGUAGAAAAAUCUUCAGGUCCCUGGAAUAAAACAGCUCCGGUACAAGCACCUCCUGCUCCAGUAAUUGUUACAGAAACCCCAGAACCAGCAAUGACUAGUGGUGUGUACAGGCCUCCUGGAGCCAGGUUAACCACAACAAGAAAAACACCCCAAGGACCACCAGAAAUAUACAGUGAUACACAGUUCCCAUCCCUGCAGUCCACUGCCAAGCAUGUAGAAAGCCGAAAAUACUGAGCCUUCGUAAGGGUUGACUACCUCAGAUUUGCUGCACUCAUUGUGGACUUCAUGUGGAUCACAACUUCUGGAUUAGAAGGUUACAGCUAUUAAGUGUCGAUGUGAAACUUGAAACCAGCUCUACUGGAUACCUAUCAGAAAUCCUACAGAAAGUCAGCCUUGGGUUCGAUCUGCUGUGAAAGAUGAAGAUUUAAGUGACCUUAAUUAACCUGUCCUGUGCGUCCCCCAACCCCACUCCCCACCCCGCCCCUUAAGAAAUACUCUGUAGUGGGCUGUGGCUGUAUUAGAGUUCCUGGAACAUGCCACUCAAAAGGAGCUGAUGUGGCAGAUAAUCUGUGUAGGGCUGUGAUUUAUAAUUUAAACUUUGAGUUGUAUUCUGAGGUAACCACAAACUCAACCAAACUUGGGUCCACCAAGUGGAAAGGGGUGGGAGAGGGAGUAAUCUUGUUUCUUUCAGUAAUUUUUUCAUUUGGGUAAUGCUUUUUCUGUGUUCCACAUUAAGGCCUUUUUUUUUUUUUUUUUUUUUUUUUUUUUUUUUUUUUUUUUUUUUUGCUUUGACUUGGAAUAAGUUCUUUGACAGAGCGUAUUGCUUGGUUAAGUAAAGUAACCUGAAAUAUGCAUUAGAAUUGUGAAAUUACCUGGUCAAUUUGCCAAUCCCUAGAAUAGAACCAAAUAGCCUUUGACGUAAAGGGCAGUGGAUGCAGGGGGCUCUACUUCAGGUGCUGCUACCGCCUCCUCUAAUCAGGUCUAAAUUGUAAACUGCAGUGGAAAGCCUAUGGUUUCUGCUCAGGCCACGGGAUUCACUGACCUGACAUUAAGUUCAAAGCAACGUGAGCAGAACCUCAACCUAAAGUCCACUUGCGUAUCAAGGAUCUUGCAUGACCUUCGACAAGUCCAGAUACACUUGUGCCCAAAUGUUUAAGGUAUUGGACAUUCUGUAGAUGCGGUGAUUGUCCCAGCUUAGCUCUAUCAUCCACCUGGUGUGUCCUUAUGUUGUUCAUUUGGAGAGUCGGGCGAAAACCAGGUGAUGUAGCACUUCUGUUUUUAAUAUUACAGUUUAAACUAUCCAGUAAUUUUUAGUCCUUACAAGAGACUUCAGGAAGAUACCGGGAUUACUGAAAAGUUUCUUUCCAUCUAAUGAGAUAGUCUGGCAAUUUCCUAGUUUUCUAUCUUUGGUUCAAUAGAAAUAUUUGAAAGUGGUAUGUGACCACUUGAUGCAGAGUCUGGGUGUCUCUAUAAUAAAUCCCUUUGCCAAAUGGCAGGAGUUGCAGACUUGCCACUGGCAAGAGUGAAGCAAAUGGGUGAGUAAAACUAUCCGAUGGAGCAUUUCCUUUGGGAGUUUAGUCUGGAUGAAAGUGUUAAUGCAGGAUAGGACUCCUAGAGGGUUUUCGUUGUCUCCUGACAGAACCUGCCAACCAUUUUCUGGGCAAUAAUAUUGGCGUUACUUGAGGUAGCAGGUGGGAUGCCUGCCUUAAUGUAUUUGGGUGAGUUGCUGAGAAAGCCAAGGAGAGGUUGGAUGAUUAAGCGAGAAACGGAUUCUUGGUUAAACAAAGCUUCAUGUGGGAACCAAACAUUUUAACAAAUCUCUUGGAUUUUGAGCCACGUAUUUUCCCUGAAAAGUAUGCGUUUUUUUCCAGCAAAAUUUUGUUGGUGGUAGUUAUUGAGGAAUUAACUGAGAUGGAUAUGUGGAACUUAAUUUAAUGGCAUACUCUACUAUUAAUCAGAAGACCUGCAGGAGAUUUAAACCAACUCUUGUCAUAACUUUUUUAAAAAAUGUGGAAUUAUCAAAGUGCACAUGAAUCAAGUUUUAAUAUACUGUAUGAUGGGUGGAUGAGGCUGUCCAUUGUACCAUUUCUUUCUUUGAAUUCUCAGGCAUGGUUUGGCAGUGCAAGAACUCUGUAACAUUAACAUUCAAUAAAAGAUAAAUAUAUGGA